This is a messenger RNA of Dentiscutata erythropus, 1611 nucleotides long. Lineage: Eukaryota; Fungi; Glomeromycota; Glomeromycetes; Diversisporales; Gigasporaceae. The record is from the annotation of a GenBank genome assembly.
AUGUCUGAAAAUAUCGUUAUCAAAUCACUUCGUGGGCUUUGUUUAACAUAUCCUUCCUUAAGAUUAAUUGAAAAGGAAAAAAGUGGAGCUGGUCAUGAACCUGCACAUGCAGCAUAUGUUGGGUCUCAAAUGCUUUCAGCCGCUGUCUCUGGAAAUGUCUUUGCUUCGCCUUCAGUGACCGCAAUUCUAGCUGGAAUUCGCAGGGUUCAAUCGCCUCAUGGUACAUUAUUGAUUGUAAAAAAUUACACUGGUGACUGCUUAAACUUUGGUUUGGCGGCUGAACGAGCAAAAAGCGAAGGUAUUAAGGUUGACAUGAUCAUUGUGGGUGAUGAUGUUAGCAUCGGUAGGAACAGCGCUGUUGGUCGACGGGGUUUGGCAGGGACAGUUUUGGUGCAUAAGGCUGCAGGAGCUGUGGCUGCAGCAGGUGGAACGCUUGAAGAAACAAAAUCAGUAGCUAGUUUAGUGGCUGAAAAUAUCGGUACAAUUGGUGUCGCUUUUGAUCAUUGUAAAAUUCCUGGUUCAUCACAUAGUCCUACAUUGCCUAAAGGCAUCAUUGAGUUGGGCAUGGGUAUUCAUGGAGAACCGGGUUUUCAAAAAAUUCCACUUCCGCCUUCCCGUGAUCUCGUUCAUAAAAUGUUAGAUACAAUAAUAAAUACAGAUGAUCCUGAAAGAUCUUAUUUAGAUAUUCAUCCGGAGAAAAAUUCGAUUGUUUUACUUGUUAAUAACCUUGGUGGUCUUUCUACAUGUUUCUCAUUGACUAUACUCAAGUUACCAAAAGAUCAAGACAUAAUACAAAUGUUGGAUCAGCAUGUGGAAACUGCAGGUUGGGUUAAUCGAGUGCAUCUCGAUUGUUCUAGCUUAGAUACUAAAUUAGACGAAAAGGUUUCCAAUUCAAGCAUAAAGAAAUCUGAUGAUAAAUUUCCCCAGACUAUUCUUUGUGAUCCCAAACUUUUUGAAUCAACUCUGAAAUCUGUAUGUAAUGCGAUUAUUCUGGCUGAACCUGAUAUCACCCAUUAUGAUACGGUUGCUGGAGAUGGUGACUGCGGAACUACAGUUAAGAACUGCGCAAUUGAUAUUAUAAAAGCUUUGGAAGAAUGCCAAAUUAUUACGCAUGAUCCUGUUGAAGCAACUGUGCAAAUUGGCAAUAUUUUAGAAAAACAAGGGGGAACGAUCGGUUGUCUAUUUUGUAUCUUUUUAUAUGCACUCGCAAAUAGUUUGAGACAGGCUACAAAUUAUCAGCUUAGUGAAGACAAUCAAAAAUUCAUUAAUGCAAAGUGCUGGGCAGAAGCAUUGAAGAAUGCAUUGGCAACACUUGAAAAUUAUACACCUGCUAGAAUUGGCGACCGUACAAUGAUGGAUGUAUUAAUUCCAUUUAUCAACACUUUUUCAAGCAUUUUGGAUUCCGAAGACAGCGUCUUAAAAGCUUUAAAGUCUGCAGUAGAUUCGGCUAAAGAUAGUGUGGCGUCUACUAAAUUUUUAAAGCCCAAAUUUGGCAGAUCAACCUAUAUUUCUUAUGAUGAUAUCAAAGAUUCUGGUGUUCCUGAUCCUGGUGCUUAUGUUAUGUAUCAGGUUGUUAAAAGUAUUUAUUAUAAUUUACAACUUAAAUUAUAA